Molecule: messenger RNA, 1834 nt
Organism: Rhizophagus irregularis DAOM 181602=DAOM 197198
Lineage: Eukaryota; Fungi; Glomeromycota; Glomeromycetes; Glomerales; Glomeraceae
Source: RefSeq, a predicted model, not a curated record
GAUUUCGGUAAUCAAUUUUUUAUUUAAAUUGUUUCGUAAAUUUCAAGUAUAUUUUUUCCUAUACAAUUUUCUAAAUUAGUUGUUAAUAAUGUCAACGAAAAAUACUAAGAAAAAAACUGGAAAAAAUGCAAAAAAAAAAAUGAAAGUUUCCCAUAAUAGUCCGGAAAAAAAAGAUGAAGCUUCUCAAAAAACUGGAAAUAUAUUAUCUCAAAUUUUAUCAGCUGAUGAUGUAUCAUCACAAGAUACAGGAAAUGUUGAUGAUAAUGCUUCAGCUUCAACAUCUUAUACUGAAACUCGUACUGGCCCUGAUUACGAUAAUAUUUUAACUUCAACACCCAAUACCGAAGGACCGUUCGUAUUGGUUAUUACAGAUGAAAUUCUCAAGUCUUCAACAUCCAAUAAUCCUACAAAAAGUAUAAAAAGUGGCAAGCCAAAAAAAAAUAGGGGUAGAUCAUUAACGCCCAUUGUUGGUAAUAAUUCAACAAGAAAUCUUAAAAAUUCUCCAACUAAACCCGAUGAUAAUUCAAACAGAAGAACUUCCACACCUAUCAAAGCACCCACACCUAUCAGAGCUUCUACACCUAUAACACCUAUGCAAAUUGAUGACAAAUAUUGUAACUUCGAAGAACGUGAAGAACGUUACCUUACAAUCGAGAAAUUCAACUAUAAUAUGAAAUUAUUAGACGAAAAAAUCACUUCAAUAUAUAAAUUGUGCCGACGUAUUAGUGAGCAACAACGAUUAGAUUCUCAAAUGAUACAGAGACUUGUGGUGGUCGAAGAGCUUUCAGAUGAAUUUUGGAACCGCGCAUAUAAAAAGGUGUCCAAAGAACUUAUUCCGAAGAUCCUAUUUCCUUCAGAUACGGAGUACUGUGAAGCUUUAGAGAAAUACCUCGCUGAACAUGCCAGUCAUUAUAUUGAAAAUCUCAGAAAAAAUACGUGGGUUUCCCUAUUCGAAUUAAAGUUAUUACCAGAAAUAAAAAACAAAUGCCGAAGCAAGCGAAAUGAUUUAGCGGCAAAUAUUCGAAAUACUAUGUUUUCUAACUUCAGUGAGCAGAAGUUAGAACGUGUAGAUAGCAGUGCGUCUUCUAAAAAGAUUGCCGAAUGGAAAAAAAGUGCAAAAACGCGAGAAGCAUAUCAAGAACUUUUUGAAAAUCAAGGUAUUCUCACGAAAAUAACCUCUUUUGUUUUCAAAUCAUACGAAGGCAGUGAGCUUCCUCCAGAACACUGGGUUUAUGUACUCGCCAUCUGCGAUAUUGUCUUAAAUCCCAGUAGCCCUGGGAUUAAAUGCAACGACAAGUUAGUUUUAAAGAGAGUUGAUUUUCUUAUGGAGUUAGCAGCGAAAGAAGAUUCAGAACAAAGUCCAGAGAUUUCGUCUAUGAUCGAAGAAUCGAGCGAUGCUGAUGAUGGUAAUAGUAGUAGUUACGAAGAAUUAUUCAAGAGUUUAGAUUCGAAAUUCUCUUAACAUUCGUCGAAUUUCUUCGUAUUACAUUAAUUUUCAGAAUUCGGAAAUUUGUAUUUGAAAUUCUUCAAUUUUUUUUGAAUAUAUUUUAUUAAAUAAAUUACAUAUUAAAUAAAUUACUAUAUAUAAAAUUGUUUGUAAUAAUUGUGAUGAUCAGUGAAAUUAAAUAUAUUUGAAUUAUUUCAAAUAUUUAUUUUUUAAAAAUCUUCGCAGAAUUUCGUUAUUUGUUUUUUUAUAAUCUUCGCAGAAUUUCAUUAUUUAUUUUUUAAAAAUUUUCGCAGAAUUUUGUUUCUUGAAAUUCUGCACAGUUUUUGAUGAAUUUUUUUUCCAAAGACUGCCGACAAGGUCGCAGAUCUGCGCAAAAAUAUCACCUGC